Messenger RNA from Zasmidium cellare ATCC 36951, 561 nucleotides. RefSeq lists its product as uncharacterized. The transcript has 2 exons. The record is from RefSeq and is a predicted model, not a curated record. NCBI's taxonomy places the organism in Eukaryota, Fungi, Ascomycota, Dothideomycetes, Mycosphaerellales, Mycosphaerellaceae. Bases 1 to 561 code for a protein of 186 amino acids.
AUGGCACCAGCAGUCGUCGACACGCAGCCUCAAUAUGACGAGGUCUCCACCAAGCAAGGCCAACCCCUGGACCGCGUGAAGCAAAACGAGCAGACCGAACUUGGUCUUGCUGACCAGUACGGCGCACCGGAUGUCUAUAUCGACGGCGAACAAGACACCUGCUGGUACCACUGGACUGGCACCAUCUACGUCAAGAUUCUCCGCAUGGAGAACCGCAAGGGCUGCUACAUCAUCAAGUUGAAGACUGAACCUCACGCCGAGCUCGGCAAGCACCGACACCGAGGAGAGGUGCGAGCGUAUACCAUUGCGGGCAACUGGGGAUAUCAUGAAUACUCCUGGACGGGCAAGCCAGGCGACUACAUCACCGAAAUGCCUGGCACCAUUCACACGCUUUACAUGGGCGAGAACUCGGAAGUCAUCUUCGACGUGACGGGUUCGAUUGAGUUCUUCAGCGACGACAACACGCUUCGAGAGACGAUGGAUGGCUUCAGUUUCUGGCGCAUGUAUUUGGAUCAUUGUAAGGAGAAUAACCUCAAGGUCAAUGAGAAGCUGUGGUAUUAG